Magallana angulata is the source of this 2279-nucleotide messenger RNA. Its product is annotated as scavenger receptor class F member 1-like. Lineage: Eukaryota; Metazoa; Mollusca; Bivalvia; Ostreida; Ostreidae. The coding region runs from base 80 to 469 and encodes 129 amino acids. The record is from RefSeq and is a predicted model, not a curated record. The transcript has 5 exons.
CUUAAUUGCAACGCCUAAAAAAUCAGCAAUUUUUACGACUUUACAAACAUUUUUAGUUUCAAGGAAUAUUCGGAUUCAGAUGAAGAUGAUGAAAAUAGUGCGCGUUUGCUUUGGAUUGAUAUUGUUGAAUCAGAUAUGUCAGCACAAGAUAUGGGCAAAAAUCUGUGGUGACCGUAGCACAAAUGAAUCCUAUUGUUGUCCAGGAUACAAAUUGGACGAGAUGCUUAAAAACUGUACCGCCUGUGACAUUGGAUAUUAUGGAUUAAACUGUGAAGAUGAGUGUCCUCCUCCAUACUACGGUCACAACUGUAAGUCAAAAUGCAACUGUAGUGAAAUUAGCUGCCACCAUGUUUAUGGCUGUGAACUUUAUCAACAAGAUACUCGAAAUGAUUCAACAUCAAAAUUCUCUGAAUGGAAACCUUCGAUAGUUUUUUCAACUCAAGAGAACCAAAAAAUAAAAGGCACAUGAGAAGGAGCUGGAGUGAAAACAAAUGACAUUAGAGCCUAGAUGAAGUAAUGAAGUGAGUACUGUCGGUUCAGCUAUGUUGGAUUUUUGCACCCUGGUAUCGAAAUUGUGAACAGAACUACAUCAUACUGUCAAUGUUGGAACUUCUGCACGUCAUCAAGUUGUUGUAUCAGAACUCCGGGACUCGGUGUCCAUUGAAAUACCGCUUUUAAAACACAACUUAUUGAUUUUUUGUUAUUAAUUAUGGAGUUUUAAUUCAGUGUUUACUUGAGCAAAUAUAACACACAAUGCUUUCCUUUGACUUCAUUGUAUAAAUUUUAAGAACAUUUAUACAACAAUCAAAAGUAUUCAAAUACAAGGUAGGUUCGAAAAUGUUGGGUAGUAUUUCAGUAAGAAUAUAUGCCUUAUACUGGGUUAACCACAGAAACACGAUGAAAACUUCAAGAUUAAACUUUCAUGACGAAACUUGUAUUGCUACUCUAAAUAGCUCCAAAUGAAAUCUUAACGCAUUUAUUUUCAACAAUAUGAAAACAUGCUAGCUAACCGCCAACCAGUACUUUCAGUACUUUGAUUAAUUUUGUUUCUUCUCAUUAUAUACACUUAUGAUUAGUAUUUCAGAAAAAUUGAGUGAAAUCAUUUUCACAAAUAGAUAGCCUCAUGUACAGGUUUUUAGGUCACCUGAGUCACUGUUAUCUGGGUUUUUUUUCUUCGUUAUCGCUCGACAUUUGUCGUUAGUUGGUCGUCGGUCAUAAACUUUUGAACAUGAUGGACUUCCUCUCUGGAAUCACUGAACCGAUUUAAACUAAAUUUGACAUGUAGCAUCAAUGGAUAAAGGAGAGUUAAAUGCCGUGUGGCAUAAGCCUUAAAAGUUAAUAAAGCUAUAUAUGCCUUACUUCUUGACAUUAAGCAGUCAAACUGCUGGUAUAAUUGUAAUAAACAUUGAACUCUCCAAAUUGUAACAUUUUCGGCCCCAGGGUAAGAGGAUCUAGGGUAGGACUCUAAUGAUUAUAGAGUGACAAUGCAUUUAUUCUUUUAGAAUAUCCUCUGUUCCUGAGUAUUAAGCCAAUAAACAAAGUACAUAGUAAUGAUGAGGAAGAAUGUCUCUUCAAAAUUGUGAAUAUCAUGACCCCUGGGUCAAAGAUUCUCGUGUUACGGCGGGGCUCUAAUUAUUAUAUAGUACAAAUACAUUUUAUCUUCUCCUCUGUUCCUGGGCAUUAAGUACAUAAACUAAGUACAUAGUUAAGAUAAAAGAAAAUGUCUCUUCGAAAAUUGUUAAGUUCAUGAUCCAGGGUCAGGGCUUCUAGAGUUAGGAUGGGCUUCUAAGGAUGAGGAAUAAUGCACCUUCCAAAAUUGAAGUUCAUGGCCCUCUGGUGUUAGAGCAAGGCUCUCUUGAUUAUAUAGGUAGGGAGGUGUAAUUUUGACUUUUUGUACUUCAUCUUUGUUCAAUUAUUGCACUUUAUGUAAUGCUACAAUUUUUAAAUAUUUGUUCGAGAAUUUAGAAAAUUAAUUGUAUCAAACAAUCCCGGAAUAAUAAAAAUAUUUUCAUUAGUCCUUUAAUGAUUAUGCACAUGGAUAUACAUUGCGAAAGCUACUCUGCAGUUUUUCAGGUGACCGAUAAGGCCCAUGCGCCUCUUGUUAACAACGAAAUAACGGUAUGCACUUUAGACGUACAUGUUUAAUUCGUUCCUGGAUGUUUUAUCAGAGGAUAAUUAUAAAACACUAUAUUCAUGUUCGUUAAAUGAUAAUUUUCAAAACGCUUCCUUCUCAAUGUGCUACAAAUUUUUAGGAUGACAGGUGUUUAUAAGCUGUGACA